Molecule: messenger RNA, 741 nt
Organism: Penaeus monodon (black tiger shrimp)
Lineage: Eukaryota; Metazoa; Arthropoda; Malacostraca; Decapoda; Penaeidae
Product: G patch domain-containing protein 4-like
Exons: 2
Coding region: 37-399 (120 amino acids)
Source: RefSeq, a predicted model, not a curated record
CCUCUUGCAGGGUGGGACUCUACAUAAAUCAGAAAUAUGAAAGAUUCAGACAGUGAUUCAGAUGAAUCUGUAGAACGUGAUUUGUCCCACAAACUUACAGAUGAGGAGUUGUUUAAGCUCUGUGGAGGUCGUACAGCGCACAAAGGAGCACGUCAUGGCCUGAGCAUGUCAGCCAAAUUAGCAAGAGUGCAAGAGCAAGAGCAAAAGCUGAUGGAAAAGUGGAAAAACACAGAAGAAGAACCACACCAGACUGCUGACAGAGAAAUGUCAAACAGUCAGGAAGAGAAGAAGAAGAAAAAGAAGAAGAAAAAAUCAAAGAUGGAUACACAGAUGGAAGAAUCACUCGUCACAGAAGAGGUGGAAGUUCCAGAGGAAGAUGUAUCACUGCUGCAGUGGUGAAGGAGCAGAAGGGAAAAAGAAGAGAAAAGAAAAAGAGCAAAGACAAAGACCCCUCAGAAAAUGAUGGGAUGGAUGAGACCGUAAGUAGCAUACCAGAAGAGGAAGCCGAGGGAACUCACAAAACCAAAAAGAAGAAAAAACAUGAUAAAGGUAGACAGAAUGAAGAAUGCCCUCCAGUUGCGGAAAUCAUCACAGACAUUCAGGUGAAAAAGAAGCACAAAAAAUCAAAGUAUGUCCAGAGAGAUCCUGAAGAGGAACCAAAUUUCUAUGAGAAAGAAAAUAUGCAAGCAGAAGUAAAUGCAAAAGUUCAAAGCAGUGAAGAUGAAAAAAAGACAAAGAAAA